AUGGCUGGUAAGAUUAAGAGAGUGGCCGUAAUCGGCGCUGGGCCCUCAGGCGCAAUUGCUACAGAUGCCUUGGUCAAGGAACAAGCUUUCGACACAGUCCGAGUCUUUGAUCGACGACCCAUCCCAGGGGGAACCUGGAUCUACACCCCACACUUGCCUCCUAAUAUCCCAUCUCUCAAAGCACUCUUAGAUGGAAAGGCCGAUGCUCCCGUUCCAAUCCCAUCUCAACUCCCAGCCCAGACACCCAAGUCAGAGGCUAUCAACAGCCACCAGGUCCGAUUCUCGGAUACCGCUCAGCACGAGCAUCUACACACCAACAUAACCCCAGAGAUUAUGAGCUUUACCACUGAACCCUUUCCAGAAACUCUGACUGAACGGAUCCGAGAGAAAUAUGGCGAUGACGCUCCCUUUCGCGGCCGGGAACAGAUCCGGGAGUGGGUUGAGAACAUCUUUGUCCGUAAUGGGCACCAAGAACUUCUCGAAUUGAGUACCACCGUGGAACUUGCAGCCAAAGAGGGUGACGAAUGGGUUCUUACACUGAGGAAAGAGCACCCUGGAAAAGACUACUGGUGGCAGGAGAGAUUUGAUGCCCUCAUUGUAGCAACUGGGCACUACAACGUACCCUGGCUUCCGAGUAUCGAGGGAAUCACGGAAUAUGACGAAAGGUUUCCGGGCCGUAUUGUGCACAGCAAGCACUUUAGGAAUUCCGAUAAGUAUAAGGGAAAGAAAGUUAUUGUCGUGGGAGGUUCGGUAUCGUCGCACGAGAUCCUCCACGAAGUCCUGCCAGUUGCCCAACACCCGGUUUAUGCUUCACUUCGUGGAGAGCCUCUGCCUCACUUUGGCUGGGCCCCUUUUACACACCCCCAUAUUUCUGUUCAGAAGCAGAUCAUCAAAUUCGACCCAGAUACCGGUGCAAUAACCUUCGAGGAUGGAACCGUAGUCGAAGGCGUAGACUAUGUGGUCUUCGGGACUGGUUUCACCUUCAGCUUCCCUUUCUUGCCGGAGGUACAAGAACGCAUACGUCAAGUUGACCGGAGGUUGUCGGGAGUCUACUUCCACACUUGGGAUAUCGAAGAUCCGACCCUCGCUUUCUUAGGCAUGUGUGGAGGUGGCUUCACUUUCCGCCUUUUCGAAUGGCAAGCAGUCGCGGUAUCUCGUCUUCUGGCAGGCAGGGGCAACCCCUUACCAUCAAAGAAGGAACAGAAGCAGUGGGAGAAAGACCGUGUCGCAGAGUUUGGUGGAGGCAAGGACUACUACACCAUCGCACCAUUCUAUAAAGAGGUAUUUGAGUACUUCAGAUCGGUGGCAGGAGACCCCGCGCCGGGAACCACAGGUCGCGUCUUGCCACCUUUCGACGACAAGUUGUUAGACAUUUGGGCGGCUAUGGGUUCCGCGAAAGCCAACUUUUGGGAAGACUCCAGAAAGAAAGCAGAGGAUGAGCUCAAUGAACUGCCCAUCAGAUCGAGGUUGUAG
This is a messenger RNA of Colletotrichum tamarilloi, 1473 nucleotides long. Its product is annotated as thiol-specific monooxygenase. The record is from RefSeq and is a predicted model, not a curated record. Bases 1 to 1473 code for a protein of 490 amino acids. Lineage: Eukaryota; Fungi; Ascomycota; Sordariomycetes; Glomerellales; Glomerellaceae. The transcript is spliced from 4 exons. Gene Ontology annotation, molecular function: flavin adenine dinucleotide binding; NADP binding; N,N-dimethylaniline monooxygenase activity.